Molecule: messenger RNA, 531 nt
Organism: Magnusiomyces paraingens
Lineage: Eukaryota; Fungi; Ascomycota; Dipodascomycetes; Dipodascales; Dipodascaceae
Exons: 1
Coding region: 1-531 (176 amino acids)
Biological process (GO): mitotic DNA replication initiation
Cellular component (GO): GINS complex
Source: RefSeq, a predicted model, not a curated record
AUGUACUACGAUCUAGACGACAUUGCAAAAGACCAGCAAACUCUCCCAUGCAAGUUCAACGUGACAGUUCCUAACCUUGGGUACUUGGUAGGUGCACCCGGUACCGAAAUGAAAAAAGAUGCAACUGUAGACUUGCCAGUAUGGUUGCUUCGCAUUUUAGCCCAAACACCAAUCGCUCCUGAUUCUACAACUCCAUUUGUCACACCACUACCCACAAAGGAGUUUGCUGCUCGAGUACUCAAUGCUCUUAAAUCAGAUCCGUCCAGUGUUGACCUGCGAUUACUAUCACCGGUAUUUUUCCGUCUUGCCGAGCAGUGGCUUACACUUAUGGACGCUCCAGAACUUGCCAGUGUUCUCAUUGAAUCUUUUAAAAAUCGUGCAGCAGAAAUCGCGGAUCUUGCUACUGCAAAAACUACUCGAGAUGCAUCUGAAUUCUUACAACGACUGGAUUCUACCGAAUCCCGCCUCUAUCGGUCUACGCAUGAAGCAAAUAAAGAUUUGAAAACGUGGCUUGCUACGAACCAACUGUGA